AUGUCGUCACUUGCUUUUCAUCAUUUGCACUGUUAACACCAAAAUUAUAUCUCUCCGUUGUUUGAGUACUUCUACAGUUCUUUUAUUCCUGCAAGACCUCAUAUUCCUCUACAUGGUCCAUUCGAACCGGAUAUAUGAAGAUCAGCGGUUAAAAUUGAAGAAAGGAAUAAUUAAGGAUCGUCAAUUAGCCGGCGUGACUUGCAGGUUUUUUGCAGGACAAUUAGUUGGACUGAAAUCAAGCAAUUUAAUUGCGGUGUAUUGCAUUUAUUCUAUUAAUAUCAUCACCCAACACUCAGGUAAUAUAAAUAAAACUAAAUCGUUAAGAAAUAUCACAGGUUGAAUACACUUGUCUCCCAGUAUGUCCGAGGAAAGGGAAUUAGUUAAGAAGCGAGGAAGCUUUAAAGGUCGAUUGACUGCUUUCGUUACCUUUCUGGAUUCACUCAAGGACAGAACCCUAACCAAUUGUGACAUGGCUGAGCUGCAGUUGCGCAUAGGCAAGAUGGAGUCGUUGUAUGAGCAGUAUGAUGAGGUACAGUUACGUCUGGAAUGCCUUGUCGAGGACAUUAAAUUACAAUUUUCCGAACGUUCUGAUUUUGAGUCUCUUUAUUAUAAAUCCUUGUCCAGGGCACAGAAUAUUAUAAGCGACUAUAAUAAAGAUAAUGAGUCGAUGGAAAGUUGUAAGGGUAGUCACACUAAUGUGCAUAAGCCAGUUAAGUUGCCAACAAUCCAGUUACCUAAGUUCAGCGGUUUAUAUACGAAUUGGCUAGAAUUCCGUGACACCUUUAGUAGUCUCGUUCAUUGCAAUGAUAGCAUUGACGAAAUUAAUAAAUUUCACUACUUGAGAGCAUCUCUUGAAGGGUCAGCAGCGGUAGUUAUUAAUUCUAUUGAGUUUUCUUCGAGUAAUUAUUCUGUGGCAUGGCAGUUGUUAUGUGAUCGAUUUGAUAACAAAAGAUUACUCAUACAAAAUCAUGUGUCUGCUUUAUUUAAUAUUGAAAGCAUCAUAAAGGAGUCUUCUGUUGCAUUAAAAUCUCUAAUUGAUUUGAUAAAUAAAGACUUACGAGCAUUAGAGUCGUUAGGUGAGCCUGUUAAGCAGUGGGACACGUUAUUGAUUUAUAUUAUGACUCGCAAGCUUGAUCAAAAGACCUAUCGCGAGUGGGAAGAGUACAAAGGUAGGAUAGAUAAGGACAGCCCUAUAACGUUUGAAGAUUUCAUAAAAUUCCUGCGUGAUCGAGCUGACCUUAUUGAGACCUUAGAAUUAUCACGCAAUAAUUGUUCCCAAACAUCUAAUAAAUCAUGUCCUAAGAUAAAAUCUAUGGUAGCUACACAGUCUCUUAAUUACAGUGUCAAUAACGACGAAAUGUCUCGCAAAGUGUGUCCUAAUUGUAACAGAGAUCAUUCGCUAAAUAAUUGUCCACAGUUUCUCGCACUCAGCAAUGACGCUCGAUUCAAACUACUGCCCACCUUUAAGAUUUGUUUUAACUGCUUUCGGUCCGGUCAUUAUGCCAAUAAAUGUAAAAAACCAGGUUGUAAACUAUGCAAGCGCAGGCAUAAUACACUAGUUCACACCGAUAAUAAAUGCACUGAAGUCAAUACAGUUAACGGUAAUUCAAAUAACUCGUCACCAUCUUCAUCUGUACCGUCUGCUUCCACGGACACGAGUAACGUAGCAUUGUCAGCAAACAUUGCAUCAUCCCGUGAUCAUAAGCAGCGUGAUGUGUUGUUGUCCACCGCACAGGUCAAACUGCGGGACAACAAUGGUGUAGUGCACGUCGCUCGCGCGGUUCUCGAUAGCGGCAGCACAUCGUCAUUCAUCACAGACCGGUUAUGCAGACAAUUGAAGUUAGCAACAACGCAAGUAAACAAAUGUAUACUUGGUAUAAAUAAUGUUACGUCGCACGCAGGUAAAUUGAGUCGUGUAAGGAUAACAUCGAUGGACGAUAGUAUUACUUUCGACCUUAAUUGUUUUGUUUUGCCAUACAUUACAAGUAAUGUUCCGUGCCGCGAAGUUAAUUACUCGACAUUAAAUAUUCCGCUAAAUAUAACUUUAGCAGAUCCUACGUUUUGCAAGCCCGCUGAGGUAGAUAUUCUCAUCGGUGCUGAUCUCUUUUGGGAUUUGUUAGGAUCACACAAAAUAAAGUUAGGUACCGGAAAACCAGUUUUGUAUGAAACCAGUUUAGGGUGGAUAGUUUCCGGUCCAAUUAGUCAGAAUUCUAUUUCAUUGUUAUGUAGUGAUUUAAAAUGCAAUUUUUCUAAAACUGUUUCUGACAAUAAUACUGACUUGGAAAACAUUAGACCAGAUUUACGACUGGAUCGAUCGGUCUGA
This is a messenger RNA of Spodoptera frugiperda (fall armyworm), 2323 nucleotides long. RefSeq lists its product as uncharacterized. NCBI's taxonomy places the organism in Eukaryota, Metazoa, Arthropoda, Insecta, Lepidoptera, Noctuidae. Gene Ontology annotation, molecular function: nucleic acid binding; zinc ion binding. Bases 359 to 2323 code for a protein of 654 amino acids. The record is from RefSeq and is a predicted model, not a curated record. The transcript is spliced from 2 exons.